CGGACUGUAUUGAUUAUGUGAUAUCGUCCGCUCAACCUGUGCAUAAAAUGGCAUCUAGAAUACCCCUAGACCCCCUUAGAGACCACGUUAAUGUACCCUGUACCAGUAGUGUAUUGUCGCCGUUCCUGGAAGGCUUACCAAGGCUCUCGCGGCCGUAACUGUCUGCGCUCGAAGCGUCUGGACCUGCUUCCAUGGAGCCGAGUAUGAGCACAACCCUGUCGCCGCUGGAACAGGCAAAGCGCCGCGCGCUGCUGGACAAAAUCGCGCAGUUCGAGUCGCGGGGCGCAAUCCUUCCGACCGACGCACGCACGCUACGCAGUCAGCUACACGACAGCACGAGCGGCCAGUGGAAGGCCGUGGAGGUGCGACUGAAGCAGCUCGCACGUAGCUGGAACCCGUACCACGAUGCUACGGCAGGCUCGUCCUCUGCAAAGAAGCAGAAAGACAAGAAGAAAUUGGAUUUUUACCAGCUUCUAGAGCUGGAAAAUGGCGCAAAAGUCACCACCGACGACGUCAAAAGACAGUUCCGUAAACUAGCGCUGCUGUUGCAUCCAGAUAAGAAGCGCACGAGUCGCAAACGUGAGCGCGAGAUAAAAACCGACGAGGAAGAGGGGGGGCUCGAUGAGGAAAAGCUCCUUGAAGUGGACUCGACCCAGUUCGCACGCCUUCGGUUGGCUUAUGAGACGCUCAGUGACCCUGAGAGACGUGCUGCAUACGAUGCCAAGAUGCAGGAAGCCGCGCACCCGCAGCAAUCGCAGCAUCUUGGUGAAGUAGUAAAGGACCAAGUGAAGCUGGAAGCUUCGACUGAUUUUGCAUCGUUAGAGUGGAUGGCUCGUGUCAAGCACAAAAUGGACGUGAUGGCUCGGAUUGCCGAGUGGGCCAAGUUGCUCUCACUCAAUGCAACGGAACUGCGCUUCGAGACCGGAGAACCCUGUACGGGCAAAGGAUGUGGUAAAAUUGUGAGUAUGGACCGAGAUUUAGAGUGCUCGGGCUCUCCACGGCGUCGAGUAUACAUUUGUUUAUUGCACAAGUACAUUCAUGCUUGCGACGAAAGCUGUACGAGCACGUUUGGCGACGCAGAGCUGGAUCGGCGCGUGUGUCCUAUGCGAGCGUACUGGCUCAUUCAGAAUUGGCUAUUCGACCAGUUGCAAGCUGCAGCCUUACAGCGCCAAGUGCAGCAACCUCUUAACCCAUCAGCUAAUAAACAAGAUGAAGAGCCUGCGGUUAAGAAGAUGAAGCAGGCAGUUAAUGGAGAACCUCCUGCAUUGUCCAAGGAAGCUCCAUCGAUCUGCGGCUUUGAGCAGUCUGAAAUUCAUCUAGGCGACCAGUACACACGGUUUCAGGUGAAGAAAAUUGCAGAGUGUCAAAGUGAUAUUUGCCGGAGCAACUUUCAGUUUUUAGAAGACGGAAUUUACGCUUGCCGUCGUCAUGGAACGCCGCAUAUCUGCACUUUCGAGCAAUGCGAUCGUCAGAAGCUGCACAUGGGUAGCUACAUUUGCUGGGUUAGCGGAAAAGUUUAUGGUCGUGAACGAGAACAAGCAGGCACGGACGUUCGUACUCGUCGCGUUGUCUACUCAGAUGCCCAGGGCGACGAGAAUUCGGUGGAGAUGGAGGUUCCUGUAAUGCUGCCACUAGGGAAGACGACAGAGUAUCUAUUGGAGGGAGACCCCUCUCUUCAUAACUCUGGAAAUGUAUCGUCGCUGUCUCCACCCCCGCCAGACGAGAAAGCUUGGCACAAGCGGCGUCGUUCGGGUUCUGAUGGCUGCAAUGAAGAUGACGUUCGCUCGCCGAAGCGCGAGGUGCGUAAGAGAUUUAAACGGGACCGUGAACGCGAGCGAGAGACCUCACCGGUGCGCCAACGCCUGCAUGAGCGCUUGGUGUCAAAGAUCCAGCGAUCAGAGACAACGUCGUUCCACAUUUUCCUGAAGCUUCCGCCUGCCGUUGCCAAUUUGCCGAAGGUGGCGCUGGAGCUGGAAGAAGCCGCCGAUAGCAGCUCAGACGAUGAAGAUUCUCCAUCGAAGGCAGCGGCUGAUAAGGCGAACUUGCUGCAGAUCUUCGUCAACUCGCACCAUACUGUCAACUACAUCAAGUACUGGAUGGAAGAGUUGACGGAGCAGCAAUUAUCCAUUUGGGAUCAACAGAUCUACUGGGGUGACACAUUGAUUGGUGAAGAGACGAACGUGAUGGUUCUAGAGGAGCAUGGUAUCUCUGCGGGUUGUGUUUUGGAGCUGUGUCUCCAUGAUGACUGUCCGCUGCUGGUAUCGACCUGGAACGGCAAGAACGCAGCAGCUGGCGGAUGUGGUGGAGCUCCAGUGGAAUACAACACGGUACAGAUUUCAAAGGAAGCAGCAGAAGACUUGGAUGAUCUCCAGGAAGAGUGGGAAAACAUUGUGGCUGCUGAGGAACAAGCUUUUGAAGAGUCUCGUCUUAUGCGGAAGCGUGAGAAGUUAGAGCUACGUGGUGCUAUAGAACAUACCGAGAUGCUUCGCUAUGACAACGCCAAGUCUGAACCUCGACUACUGGGUGUGAUACAGAAACGAGUUCUUAGUGACGGGGAUGGUAAGCGAAAACGCCAACUCAUUCCGCCAAGCAAAGGGAAAACAGAGAAGCAACGAGCUUUGGUGUCUAUCAAGAGCGAGAUUUUGGUGAAGGAAGAACAAGAGCAAGUUCCAAAGCGAGUGGAGGCGAUGAGAUUGCUAUCGAACGAUUCUCAGCCAGUGAAUGGGAACAAUAAGAUGCAUGCAAAACCUCAAAAAAAUGACGACUAAUUAAUCCUCCAGAAGGGAAGCAAACACACGUCGGCAGCUCUCGAAUAGAGACAUUGUGAUUGCGGUUGAUGGGGCAUGGAAAGCAACGCGGGCUCCAGCACCUUUGUACAGCGCCAAUAUCCCUUCCGUUCUACUCGCAAUGGAAACAGCAUACAGGUCAGCUAUAUAAACGCAGCCAGCAUCAUGACAAGACCUACCUGAUCACUUGUGUGAGACCGUCAGCGAUUCCACGGUAGGCUGCUGGGGUUCCUUCCGACGCGUACGCACGUUGAACCUGUGGUUACCACACCAUCCGACAAUUAGAUUCAAUGAUGACAAGAGCAGCCUAAUAGAAUCCGUACCUGGAGGCGUAGCUUGAUAAGGUCCAGUGGGUUGGUAAGAAACGAUGCAGUGGCACCCGCAACAGCCGCACUUGCAAGAGUGUAUUGCGCCGGCAGCUCCUGCAUGUCGAGUCGUUUCUGCGCGAAUGCCUUGGCUUUCUCGUAAAACAUAAAAUAUAGUGCCGAGAAGGGCCCGAAAGAGAGCAGAGUAGCAACAUAGCCCUUGUACAGACCGGCAAUGCGCUCUGUGCGCGCGAUCGUCUGCAUAGCGUCCAGCGUGUUGCGGUAGUAGAUUUUCCCUGACGCACUCGAAGACUGUCCUUGCACC
Messenger RNA from Phytophthora nicotianae INRA-310, 3416 nucleotides. RefSeq lists its product as hypothetical. The transcript has a single exon. The record is from RefSeq and is a predicted model, not a curated record. NCBI's taxonomy places the organism in Eukaryota, Oomycota, Peronosporomycetes, Peronosporales, Peronosporaceae. The coding region runs from base 192 to 2768 and encodes 858 amino acids.